Polistes dominula (European paper wasp) is the source of this 2536-nucleotide messenger RNA. RefSeq names its product SDA1 domain containing protein Mys45A (gene Mys45A). Gene Ontology annotation, biological process: ribosomal large subunit export from nucleus; ribosomal large subunit biogenesis. Gene Ontology annotation, cellular component: nucleolus. Lineage: Eukaryota; Metazoa; Arthropoda; Insecta; Hymenoptera; Vespidae. The record is from RefSeq and is a predicted model, not a curated record.
UAGAAAGUAUUACAUGGCUGUUAAAAACACGUGCAGACUUUUACAAUACAGUAAUAUUUAUAUACUAUAUUACAAUAAUAUUACUAUAAAUAAGUGUAGUGUUGAAUAUAUUUUAUUAUAAAUUUUGUUAUAAAUGAAGAAGAAAAAUGGUUCGUCAUAAUAAUCAGCUUCCAAAUAAUAUUCCACAGUUACAAAAUCUUAUCAAACGUGAUCCUGAAUCGUAUAAGGAAGAAUUUCUCCAGCAAUAUCUUCAUUACAAAACUACUUUGGAUAUCUUCAGUUUGUCACCGAAUGAGUUUAAUAAAAGACUCGAUGAACUAAUAAUAUUUAUGACACAAGUUUCCCAUUGUUAUCCAGAUGAGUUAAAAACUUUUCCUCAGGAGAUCAUAGAUAUUCUAAGAAAACAUAAUACUGUUUUAGACAAUGAUAUGCGAAUGACAUUUUGUAAGGCAUUAAUCCAGAUGCGCAACAAACAUUUGUUAGAGCCAAUAACGAUUCUUAGUUUAUUUUUUGAACUUUUAAGAUGCCAAGAUAAAGCUUUGAGACAAUUUCUACAAACGCAUAUUAUUACUGACAUUAAGAAUAUUAAUUCAAAACAUAAAAAUGCCAAGGUUAACACUGUCUUGCAAAAUUUUAUAUUUACAAUGUUAAAAGAUACUAAUGCAAAAGCUGCAAAAAUGUCUGCAGAUGUUAUGAUAGAAUUAUACAGAAAAAAUGUAUGGAACGAUGCUAAAACAGUAAACAUUAUAGCUACUGGUUGCUUUUCUAAAAUCACUAAGGUAGUCGUUACCUGUUUAAAAUUUUUCAUGGGUAGCGAUGAAGUAAAUGAUAGCGAUAGCAGUGACAGUGAUGAUGAACCAAAUAUUAAAGAAGUUAUGAUGGCUAAUAAAGUUAAUAAGAAAACAAAGAAGCGUGAAAAAAUGUUGAAGAAAGCCAAACAAUUAUUAGUUAAAUCUAAAAAGAAGAAAGCUAAAGCUCCGCAAUAUAAUUUUUCUGCGUUACAUUUAAUACACGAUCCACAAGGAUUCGCAGAAAAAUUGUUUAAACAAUUAGAAAAGAACAAUGAUCGAUUUGAAAUUAAAUUAAUGACUUUAGAUGUAAUCUCCAGACUUAUUGGUUUGCACAAUUUGUUCCUUUUUAAUUUUUAUCCAUAUUUGCAACGAUUCUUGCAACCCCAUCAGAGAGAGGUAACAAAGUUGCUGCAAUUUGUAGCGCAAGCCAGUCAUGAAUUAGUACCUCCAGAUGUAUUGGAACCUGUUCUUAAAACUUUAGUAAAUAAUUUCGUAACUGAAAGAAAUUCUGGAGAUGUUAUGGCCAUUGGAUUGAAUGCAGUUCGUGAAAUAUGUUCACGAUGUCCAUUGGUCAUGAACGCAGAUCUUUUAAAAGAUUUAGCUCAAUAUAAACAUUAUAGAGAACGCAGUGUUAUGAUGGCAGCAGCUUCUUUAAUUGCUGUCUAUAGACAAGCAAUGCCAAGUUUACUGCAUAAAAAAUAUAGAGGCCGUCCAACUGAAGCUACUAUAAAAUUAGAUACAUUAAAAUAUGGAGAAGUAGCUGCUACUGAUUUUGUUCCAGGAGCAGAAGUGUUACUUAAUAAGGAUUCUAAUGACACAUUAGAAAUUGAUUCUGAAAAUAGCGAGAAUGACGAUGAAUGGAUUGAUGUUCAAACCGAUGAUGAGGAAGUUAAUGACGAAGACUUGGUUACAGACGAUGAAACUGAUAUGUCUUCUGAUGACAAUAGUAUGGAUGAUGAAAAUGAUGUCAAGGAUGAAAAAAAUGAGGAGAAACAAAAAGAAGGAGAUAAUAAAAAUGAAGUUAAUGAUGAAAACAACAAAAUAAACAACUUAUUGAAAGAAGAUGUAAAAACAAAUAAACUUAAUAGCGCUAUGCGUUUGAAACUGAGAAGAGAAAGAAGAGAUAAGAAAUUAAAGAGAAGAAAACAAAAAGAGGAGAGGAAAGCAAAAGCCAAAGUACAAAAGAAAGAGGAGUUAACUGCAGAGAAAAAAGCACAGGCCUCUUUAGUUUCAGUUGAACGUUUACUCUCAGAUGAAGAUUUCAAAAGAAUUGACAUGGCAUUAAUAAAACAACAAGUAAUGCCUGCUAAAGUAGGUGUAAAAAGAUCACAUCCAUCCGAUGACAAUCGAGGAGAAUUAGUCAAACUUGGCGACAUUGAAAAUAUUCAUAAAAAGCGUAGGCAUGAUAAAGAAGCACGAUUAGAAACUGUAAAGAAAUCUCAAGAAGAUAGAGAAAAGUUUGGUUAUAAGGAUGGCCGUCAAAAUCCAUUGUGCAGUAAAACGAAUCGUGAAAAGAAAAAGACAAAAAAUUAUCAAAUGAUCAAACAUAAGGUUGCAGGAAAAGUUAAACGUUCUUUCAAAGAUAAACAAAUUGCACUUAGGAAUUAUUUAUUGAAACAAAAACGAAUGAAAUAAUAAUUCUCCUCUCGAUAUAUUUUUUAUUUAUUCACUUGUCAUUAACCUCUCAUGUUAUAAUCACUGCGUUAUCAAUAAACUCACGGCUGCUUGUGCCAUUACUAACAAAA